GUCCUUGUGAGUGUGUGUGUUUUUGUGGGUUUCACUUUUUAUUUUUUCCCCCAAAAUUCCAUUCCAUUAUCUCUUAAAUAUAUAUAGCUCACACAACACGUGUUCUCAAUUUCCAUUUCUUCUUUCCUUUGACCUUUUUAUAUUAUUCUCUUCUUCAAUUUCUAUCUGCUGCAAAGAAUUUUCUAGAUCGGAGGUGCACACCAGGUGUUUGUGAAAUGUCCCCAGUGAAGUCACCCAAAAAGCUUACUGCUAAAGAUAAGGUUGUGGUUGAGGAGACUGAAACAGAAGAGCUUCUUCCAGGGUGGAAAAAGGAACUAAAAAUAAGAAAAACAGGUUCUGGAACAAAAAGAGAUAAGACCUACACGGACCCUGUCACUGGAUACAUAUUCCACUCGCUGAAAGAUGCCCAACGAUAUCUUAAAACUGGAGAAAUAGGAAGACUGGCAACGAAACCAAAGGAGAAGAUGUGUGAUGUUGUGGAUAAUAAAGAUGAAAAAAUGGAAGAAACUAAAGAAAGGAGUGAAUCAAAAGCACAAAUGAGUGAAACUUGGAGGCACAAGCGACCAUUGGAGGCUGGGUCGGAAGGGCGUAAGACGAGAAGCAAAUUGAGUGAAAAUGGUAUGUCUGAAUCACCUAAACGUGCUUCAAAACGACUAGCAGGUGUGAAUACUGAUACCCCGACUCCAUUAAUAUCACCGUUAGAGCCUAAAACCCAUCAAACUAGUAAACUAGCUGCCAUCAAAACUGAGGAAACACCACUAUCAUCUUCAGUGCCAGAGCCUAAAACCCAUCAAACUAGUAAACUAGCCGCCAUUAAAACUGAGCAAACACCACUAUCAUCAUCAUUGCCAGAGCCUAAAACCCGUCAAGCUAGUAAACUAGCCACCAUCAAAACUGAGGCAGCACCACCACCAUCAUCAUCAGUGCCAGAGCCUAAAACCCGUCAAGCUAGUAAACUAGCCACCAUCAAAUCUGAUUCAACACCACCACCAUCAUCGACACCAGAGCCUAAAACUCGUCGAGCUACACGACAAUCUGGAAUCAAGAUUGAUUUCCCGCCACCAUCGCUGCCGGAUAGCAGAACCAGCCGCCAAGCGGCACGAUUGGCGGAAGUUAAACUUGAGACAUCAGCACCAUCACCAGCAGAGCUUAAAACUCGUCAAGCUACACAACAAGCUGGAAUCAAUAUUGAUUCAGCACCACAAUCACCCCCAGAUACCAAAGCUGGUCACCAAGCUGCACAAGUAGCAGGAGUCAAGGGUGAUGUAUCAGCAACAUCACGACCAGAGCCUAAAACCCGUGAUGCCGCACGACUAGCUACGCAACAAUCAGGAUACAAAGUUGAUGCAUCGAUACCAUCAUCGCCAGAGCUGAAAACCAGUAAAGCUACACAACUAGUGGGAAUAGGAAUGGGUGUACCUCCAGCAUCAACACCAGAGCCUAAAACCCGUCGAGCUACACGACAAUCUGGAAUCAAAAUUGAUCCACCGCCUCCAUCACUGCCAGAUUCUAGAACCCGUCAUACUACUCGACAAUCUGGAAUCAAAGUUGAUGCAUCAGUACCAUUUCCAUCAGACCCUAAAACCAGUAAAGCUACACAGGUGGUUGGAAUAGAUACGGCUGAAACACAUGCUUCGCCACCAGAGCCUAAAUCCAGUAAAGCUACACAGUUGGUGGAAAUAGAAAGGGUUGCAACUCCUCCUUUACAACCACAGCAUGAUAAAACUCAUCGGAAUACACAAGUUGAUACCAAAAUUGAUUCACCGCCUCCACUGCCAAAUUCUAAAUCCCGUCAAGCUACACAACAACCUGGAAUUAAAGUUGAUGCAUCAAUACCAUCUCCGUCAGACCCUAAAAGCAGUAAAGCUACACCACUAGUGUCACUAGAAGUUGUUGGAUCAUCACCAAAACCUAAAGCCGGACAAUAUAAACAAGUAGUCAGAAUGGAUAUUGAUGCAUCAGUAUCGUCACUGCCAGACCCUAAAGCCUGUAAGGUGACUCGGCCAUCUGGGAUCAAAAACGAUUCAUCUCUACCAUCAUUGCCGGAGCCUAAAACUCGUCGAACUACACGGGGAUCUGGAAUCAAAGUUGAAUCACGGCCACUAUCGCCGCCAAAUACCAGAACUAACCGCCAAGCUAGCACACGGGCAAAAGUAGCAGGAAAUGUUAAUGUGGCUACCCAAAAAGGGAAUGAAAAGAAAGCUAAAGCAGAAGACAUAGAUGACAGCCAAGAAAGUUCGAUUGUUUCGCGUUCAGUAAGUCAAGAAAGUUCGAUUCUUUUGCCUUCAGCAAGUCAAGAAAGUUCGAUUCUUUUGCCUUCAUCAAUUCAAGAAAGUUCUGUUCUUUUGACUUCAGCAAGUCAAGGUAGUUCGAUUCUUUUGCCUUCAGCAAGUCAAAGAAGUUCCGUUCUUUUGCCUUCAGUAAGUCAAGAAAGUCACAAGAAGAUUAAACAUUAUGACUUUAAGGCUGAUAAGAGUCGAGAACCACAAAUUAUUUUACCUACAGCGACACCCUCUACUCCUAAACAACAAUUUAAGGAAACUGAAACGAUAUAUUUUACUCGGCCACCAGUGAGUUACAGUGUCCCCAGACCACCACCACCACCUAGUAUUGAUCCUCCACCAGGUUUUGAAAUUCCACCAGGUUUUGAGAUACCACCUGGUUUUGGAAAUCAAACGGCUAAUAAACACCAUGAGAAACAAGAGUUGCCUGUAAUUAACCCUCCAGUUAGCAUCCCAGCUCCACAAUAUGGUUAUGGAAGUGAUAAAAAGGCUGAAGCAUUGAACUUUUCUUUAAAUGAUUUAUGGACAGACCCAUGUAUUGAAUUUGCAGUAAAAACACUCACCGGUGCAAUACCAUUUGGAGAGCCCAGUAAAGCAGACAACCUUGUCGCGUCAUUGUCAGAGGUUCCCAUGCCCAUGGAAGACCUCUGGACAGACCCAUGUAUUGAAUUUGCUGUGAAAACACUCACCGGUGCCAUUCCUGUUAGGGAAGAUAAUUAUGUACAACACCAACCUACGAGCAGUUCAAAACCCAGAGCUCCACAUGAUUACUCGUCACCUGGUGCCAGUAUAAACUUCCAUCAAACACAGGUUUUGUCAAAGCAUUUUGAAACAGGGCAUAAAAAUAAUAAGCAGCAGGAAUCUGUGGUUACAACACUUGGAAAUGGUGCUUUGCGAAAGGCAGGUAAUAUGGUUGUUUCCCAACAAGUUAACGGGAGUAACGGGCAAUGUUCAAGAUCAAGGUUCUUCCAGUGAGUUAAAGCUAAAUUGUGCAGUUUAUAGACCAAAGUAGAAUGUUAGUUUUAUGGUGAUUCUGUACCAUUUUACUGUUGUAUGGUGUUUUGUAGUUUUGGAGUUCCUGAUUUUUAUUUUUAAUUUUAUGUUGUAAACUGUAUUAUCAAAUGAUACAUGCUCUGAUGAUAA
Molecule: messenger RNA, 3425 nt
Organism: Erigeron canadensis
Lineage: Eukaryota; Viridiplantae; Streptophyta; Magnoliopsida; Asterales; Asteraceae
Product: methyl-CpG-binding domain-containing protein 13
Exons: 4
Coding region: 216-3257 (1013 amino acids)
Molecular function (GO): DNA binding
Source: RefSeq, a predicted model, not a curated record